Molecule: messenger RNA, 261 nt
Organism: Colletotrichum spaethianum
Lineage: Eukaryota; Fungi; Ascomycota; Sordariomycetes; Glomerellales; Glomerellaceae
Exons: 1
Coding region: 1-261 (86 amino acids)
Source: RefSeq, a predicted model, not a curated record
AUGUUGGCUCAGAGUUGGGAGGGCGGCCGCGGCAGUUGUGCAAUGCCGGCGGGAUUGGCACGCGGGCCGGCGGAAGAGCUCGCGAAAGAGGCGGGUGACAGCGGGGAGUCCAUCCCAGAGGACAAGUUCGGUCAGGAGAUCGCAGUACAGAACGGGGGUUUGAAAAUCAACGAAUGGAUCAAAAGCGCAAAUCGUCGGUUCCGCGGGUUGGCAAAUGUUCGAGCAUGGCCCGAGCUCCCUAUUUGGAGGUGGACGGGGUAG